Messenger RNA from Corythoichthys intestinalis (scribbled pipefish), 1048 nucleotides. Its product is annotated as galactose-specific lectin nattectin-like. NCBI's taxonomy places the organism in Eukaryota, Metazoa, Chordata, Actinopteri, Syngnathiformes, Syngnathidae. The record is from RefSeq and is a predicted model, not a curated record. The transcript is spliced from 7 exons. Gene Ontology annotation, biological process: immune response. The coding region runs from base 410 to 895 and encodes 161 amino acids.
GUUGUUCCAUUCAAGUCUCGGCCUUACAUGUACUUAGAUUAAGGAAGUACAUAAGAUAAAAUUUCACAUUCGAUCCAAAAUAGCCGAUUUUCUGUUAGAUUUGGAAUACGGGUGCAAGACACUUUUUGGAGUAGUUUUGCAUAAGGUAUCCACUCCCCAAAUUUCAAAUUCCAAAGCUUGUUAGACAGCCUUUACUUUUUUUCCUUUAUCUGAUAACGCAUGGUAUAUACUAAGCUAAUUACACUGUAGGGGUUUGGUAUUUAUUGCUUUAAACAUUCCAACACUUGCAACCUUAACACAUAUAAAGAAGCACAGACGUAGUGUAUUCCACAUCACAACCUCAAAGGUAACUACAGCCUAUCUCCACCAUAUUCUACAAAAAGAAGUUGAAGACUUUCACCGUAACAGGAUGGCAUUGGCUCUUCGCUCGUUGUUCCUCCUUUGCGGCUUGACCGGACUGCUGACAGGAGUCGGGUCUUUCCCUUCGAGGUUUUUCAACGAUGUGAGCUGUCCUGAAGGAUGGACACAGGUGGACCUCAAGUGUUACAUCUUGGAAGACGACGCUAGGAUGUUUCAAGAUGCAGAGGCCGUCUGCAACAUUCUGGGUGGCAAUAUGGUCUCCAUCUCUAAUGACUUGGAGAAUAUAGUUGUUGGAGCUAUAGGUGAAAAUGGGGUUUCUGGUGCUACUAUGUGGAUUGGACUUUUUGACAACAUCAAGGAAGGAACCUACUUUUGGACUGACGGCACAAAUAAUGACUUCUCUAGUUUUCGUACUGGGGAGCCUAAUAGUGCAGUUGGUGACUGUGUAGAGAUAGAAACAUCAACUGGAGAAUGGGCAACUGUACCUUGCACGACUGAACAUCGCUUUGUUUGCAACAGAGAUGCGGGCCACUAAGUCAUUCUUCUUACAAGCCUGUCUUCUGUCACAACUGAGUUCCUUGAUCAUGAUGACUCAGUGACACAAUAUCAGCCGUUGUGCUUUAGGGUUCACUAUAAACUUUGCUUUUCUUGUAAGAAGCUCAAUUGUUCUUGAAAAGAGUAACAAUGU